AUGUCUCGGGCGGACAGUCCAAACACGGACGGGGACGAUGGACUUCGCUUUGACCACGAACGGAAGACCGCUCCUGAAGGGAUCAUUUUUGCGACGAAGCCUGCCUUCAAAGCUAGAUAUAUCGAAGUAUUUCACUACCAUGGCAGCCUCAAACCACUCAUUGAGGAGGGUGAACUAAAUGAGACCAAUCUAGAGGCAUGGCUCGAAUCCGGCCGUCUUGCGGAAGGCGAGGAUAAGCCUCGCGAAGCGCAAAUCCGGGUUCUACUCUGUCAGAUCGAUCAACAGGAACCCGGCUCUAGGAGGUUACCUUUCGACUCUAGCCUUGUACGUUGUCUCUUAUUGACAACAGGACUAUCAAGAUACUUUUGGGAGGUUAUGUGCGAGAACUACGACCUCUUCUCCCAAACUGACGGCAUGAACUUACCCUACGAGUUCCAGAUGCGUCUGAAGGGAGGACCAGAGGAGGACCUCUGUCUAGGUGCUACCUACGAUUCGUUUCGACAGGUGACCCAUGUGGUCAUUUUCGUCUCAUCCGUGCCUUGGAUGGGAGCCGAUAAGUUCAUAUCGACGAUUGUGCAAGGUGUCAAGGAUAAUUGGACUCACGCUUGGCAUCCAAUGCUCGUACCUCUCCUAGUCCUCAAACUGCGCCGAAAAGGCGUAGCGGACAGUCUAAACCUUAAAGGAAGCGCCCCUAUUUCGGAAGCCACGCAUCAUGUUCUUCCUGCUACCGAGGAGGAAGAUUACUAUCGAUUGCUGACCUCUCUGGACUUGCUGAACGAUUCCUUCGCUGCCCAAGUAUUGUCAGCUAUACCAAGACUGCACGCGUUGGCCUCUCGAGUCGCUACCUGGGAGACUAUGAUGGAGGCCUCCCUUCGCAUUCAUGAUCCAUUGCUGAAGGCCAUUGAUCUUGUUAUCGGCAGUCCGGAUCGGGUCCAUUCUCGCAAACCUGGGGAGAUCUCGUCCAUGGAUUGGAUGGUGUCAGGAGUCGCACAUCAAGACGAAGAGAGAUAUCUGCGCUCUUUGACUGAGAAUUUGCUCCCAGUUAUUCGUAGCAAGCAGCGGAUGUUGCAAGGUCAGAUUUCCUUGAUGACCAAUUUGCUCGCCCAACGAGAAGGAAGGCUUAACAUGUCCGUUGCACUGGAUUCCAAGUCCCUCGCCGUAAAGAGCAAACGGGACAGCAAUUCAAUGAAGAUCAUCGCAAUCUUGACCAUGGUAUUCUUACCAGGAACUUUCACAGCAGCGCUUUUUGCAAUGCCCUUCUUUCAGUGGGAUGCCCCUAUCGGUGAACCUGUCGUUGCUACCCGAUUUUGGAUCUACUGGGCGGUCACGCUUCCUCUCACCCUGGCUGUUCUUUUAACAUGGUUUCUUUGGACGUCGGACAUUUGGCCGAGAACUCGGGAGUACUUGCUUGACCUGAACAAUAAGCUCAGGGGAGCUCUUGUACCAGGCGAAUCCCGUAAAGAUGUGUGA
Dacryopinax primogenitus is the source of this 1470-nucleotide messenger RNA. RefSeq lists its product as uncharacterized. NCBI's taxonomy places the organism in Eukaryota, Fungi, Basidiomycota, Dacrymycetes, Dacrymycetales, Dacrymycetaceae. The record is from RefSeq and is a predicted model, not a curated record. The coding region runs from base 1 to 1470 and encodes 489 amino acids. The transcript has 7 exons.